AUGGUAGACUACCAACCUCCAGCGCCCGCGCUACAGGAGCAGGAUCUUAAGGGCAAAGUUGCCAUUGUCACCGGCGCAUCAAAAGGCAUAGGCCGCGCUAUAUCCCUCUCCCUCGCAACCCGCGGCUGUUCCAUCCUAGGAACCUAUUCAUCCCCCCAAUCCGCCCACAUCUUCGACACUCUCUCCAGCACAGUCCGCAACCUCUACGCUGCCACCAAAAGCAAACCCCCAACUAUGCGAGGCGAGGCCGCUGAUAUAACGUCUUUAUCCUCUGUCGACACUCUCCUCACAGCGCUAGAUUAUCAUUUUUCUGGCGUACAACCCAGCAUACUCGUCUUCAAUGCCUCACACAAUACACGCCCCAGAGUAGGCAGCGCAAGCGAAGAUGAUAUCAACGAUUCUUUGACGGGGAAUUUGCACUGGCCGAUCAUGCUCAUGGAGAAACUGGUUCAACAAGGACUCUUCACGCCAAAUAGCCGCGUCGUAGUCAUUUCUUCCGACCGCGUACGGGACCCAUCUCCCGGAUCCGGAUUGUUCAACGCGACCCGUACAGCCAUGGAGUCGCUGGUACGGUCGUGGGCCGUUGAGUUGCCGCAUAGCUUUCCAGGCACAACGGUAAAUGCCGUGUCUGUUGGACUGACGGAUACACCUGGACUGCGCGCCUUUCCUGCAGAAGCCGUACAGGCGUUGAAGGAGCAGCGGUUGCCCAAGGUCAAGGUUGUUGAGGGAGGGAGAAUGGGCCAGGCGGAGGAUGUGGCUGAUGUUGUGGGGUUUCUGGUUAGUGAGAAGAGUAGGUGGGUUACUGGGAGUGUGAUUGCGGCGAAUGGAGGGGCUGAGUGGGUUGGUGGGAGUUCGUAG
Messenger RNA from Alternaria conjuncta, 858 nucleotides. RefSeq lists its product as uncharacterized. The coding region runs from base 1 to 858 and encodes 285 amino acids. The record is from RefSeq and is a predicted model, not a curated record. Lineage: Eukaryota; Fungi; Ascomycota; Dothideomycetes; Pleosporales; Pleosporaceae. The transcript is spliced from 2 exons.